Messenger RNA from Rotaria sp. Silwood1, 2619 nucleotides. Lineage: Eukaryota; Metazoa; Rotifera; Eurotatoria; Philodinida; Philodinidae. The record is from the annotation of a GenBank genome assembly.
AUGUCUCGACGUGUUCGUACAACAACAGCAACAACAUCCGGUAUAUCUUCAUCGAAAUCAAAGAAAACUUCUAUUCCCAUUCGAAAACUUUCUCAUAAUAUUGUACAAAAGAAAAUAUCAUUAAAAAAAUCUUCACCAACAAAACGUUAUCUUGAACAAACAUCAUCAACAAUAAUACAGCCAAAACAAAAACGUCUUUCAAGUUUAACAGCAACAACACUUCUUCAAUAUUGUGCAAGUAUUCUAUCACCAUCAAGAAAAUUAAAUCAUUCAAUAAAAUCAACUUCUACUCUAUCGAAUAAUUCAAAAACAAUUAAAACAAAACAAUCAUCCAUAGAUAAUCAACAUCUUCCACGAAAACGUCAAAUUUCAAAUGUUUCCUCGAAAUCUGAUAUUAAACAUACACAAACAGAUAUUCAUAUGCCUACUCGUAUACGUCGUGAAGCAAGUUCACGUGCAUCGGCUAUGAUUAUGCAACAAAAUGAAAUUGAACGUAGUCGUUAUAAUUAUUCUCUCAAUAAUGAACAUUCGACAUCAAGUAUUCGUCGACAUCGUACAAAUAAAGUUGAUAUACCAUCUCAACCACCUUCUACUGAAUCAAAUCAAUGUAAUAUUCCAUCAUAUCCUGCUCCUCCACCAUCUAUAAUUCAUAUACCAAUUCAAACAGAAUAUUAUCAAUCAUCAAAUAGUGUAACAAAUAUAUCAUCAACUAAUUCAAAAUCUUCAUUAUUAACUGAAGCUAGUUUAGCUGAACAUAAUCGUUUAUAUGAAACAAUACCUUCAUAUCAUACAAUAAAACGUGAUAAUCUUAUUAAAUGGACACAAGAAAUAGAUUUACAUGAUCAUUUAUCACCACCAUAUCCUGAACAUGAAAUUUCAAUUGAAUCAUCAAAUCCAAUAUAUAAUCAAUCUACAGAAGUAUCAUUAAUUACUGAUUCAAAAACAAUGGAUUCUAUGAUAUCGAAUAGAUCAACACAUUCAUUUGAACAUUUAUCAACAAGAAAUAAUAUUAAUCAUCCUACUUUUCUUUUUCCAUCAGCUGCAUAUUCUCUCGAUUUACAUUCAUUUUAUCCUAUUUUACCUUGUUGGCAAUAUUCAACUUGGCCAUUUCAAUCAUCAAUAUCUUUACACAAUCAAAUUCAACCGUCAUCAUCAUUAUCAAUUAAUCACAAAACAUCUGUAAUAAAAUCCGAAAAUAAAAUAAAAAAAUUAUCAAUACUGAAUUCAAAACAAAAACAAGAAGAAUUAUCAUUAUCAAAAACCGAUAGAUUAACAUUUCAUUUACAUACACAUCAUCAUCAUCAUAUACAUAAUAAUACAAAUUCAUCAUCAUCAUCACAAAAAGCUAAACAAUAUCAAAAAAUUGAUACUAUUGUAAAAUUAAAUGAUAAUAAUAAUCUUAUUGAAAAUGAAUGUAAAAAUCGAUCAUCAACAAUUGAAAAUAGUGUAUUGAAUCUCUCAAUAAAUAAUAAAACAAAUUUAGAUCAAUUAAAUGAAACAAUAAAAAAAACGACGCGAAGAAAGUCUUCUCCAAUCAAACGAACGAUUAAUAGUGGAACAAAAUCGAAUAGUGCAUCUACUCCAUCAAUAGGUGACAAAGUUUCACAAACAGAUAAUUCCACAAUAACACCUUCAAGAAAAACAAUCAAUAAUAAUCAAUCAAGAAUUAUUUUGUCAGCAUCAAAUAAUCUCAAUGUAAACGAUAAUUCAUCUGUAGAUAAUCAAAAAUCUUCUGAAUGUAUUCCUAAACGCCGAAGUACUUCAUCAACUACGGCAAAUUCUAUUACAAAUAUUUCAAUAGCGAAUAAAAAUUCAGAUGAAAAACGUACACAUUCAGUAUCAAAUAUUUCCUUACGAUCAAAAUCAUCAAUAAAUAAAAAACGAUCAUAUUCACCAACAUUAACAUUAUCAAGUAGAAAUUCUAAUCAAAGAAAAAAACAAAAAAUUUUAAAUUAUUGGAUUUUAUUUGGAAAAUCAGAACAAAAAUUUGUUUCAAUUUAUCCUGAUAAACCACCAGUUGUUCGCGAAUGUUAUUCAUCAAUUCAACAUAUAACAGAAAAAGAUAUAAUUAAUUCUAAUGAUUGUAUUAUAUUACGUCCUGAAAGUGAUACAGAUAAUGAUGCUACACCAUAUGUAGCUAAAGUUAAAUGGUUUUGGAAAGAACCAACAUCAGAUGAAAUUCAAAUGUCACUUAUAUGGUAUUAUCAUCCUGAACAUACAGAAUUACCAGCACAUGUUAAAGAACAUUUUCUACCAAAUGAACUUUUAGCUUCAAGAUAUUCUGAUUGUGUUAAUGUAGCUUGUAUUGAAGAUAAAUGUUAUGUACUUAAUUUAAAUGAAUAUAGUCGUUAUUGCCUUCGUGAAAAAUCAACGAAUCUCUUCGAACAUUCCGAACCAAUCGGACAAUUAAAGUCACUAUUAAAUAGAAAUACUUCGACUGUUUAUCAUCAAUCAUUACCGGCUACAACUGUCGGUAAUCAAAAUAUAUUUUUUUGUCGUUAUGUAUAUGAUUAUCGUGUUAAACGGAUUUUAAAAAAUCCAAGUUUAAAUAAUUCAAAUGCUUAUCCAAUGACAACAACAACAACAACAAUUUCUUUAACUACACCAUCAAGCAUGUAA